AUGGUUCUUCACGAGUAUACUUAUAUCUUUGCCAUUGGCACAUUCUUCGCGCUGCUUGAAGCAUACAACAAUGGUGCCAACGAUGUCGCAAACGCUUGGGCAACCAGUGUUUCUUCUCGCUCAGUCACUUACCGUCAGGCUAUGAUACUUUGUCUGAUAUUCGAGAUGACCGGUGCUCUGGCUGUCGGUGCCAGAACUGCUUCCACAAUCAAGAACGGUAUCAUUCCCAUCUCCGCCUUCAAUGGCAAUGCCCCUGUACAACUUCUCGCAUUCACUUGCGCCGCCGCUGGUGCAGCUAUCUGGGUCAUGUGGUGCACGCGACACAACGCCCACGUUUCUUCCACAUACUCGCUCGUGUCAUCCAUCGCUGGUGUCGGUGUCGCUACUGUCGGUGUAAAGGGUGUUCAAUGGGGAUGGAACGGCGGCUCCGGUCUUGGUGCCAUCUUCGCCGGUCUCGUCAUGGCCCCCUUCAUCUCUGCCGUCUUUGGUGCCACCAUCUUCAUGCUUGUCAAGAGUACCGUUCACAUGAGAAGCAACCCUGUACCUUGGGCUGUUUACACCUCUCCCUUCUUCUUCCUGAUUGCCGGCACUGUCUGCACCUUGUCCAUCGUCUACAAGGGUUCGCCUAAGCUCGGUUUGACCAAGAAGCCUGGAUACUGGAUUGCUGGUGUUACCGUUGGUUCCGGUGUCGCUCUGGCUGUUCUUGCAGCCCUCUUUUUCGUCCCGUACGUUAACCAGCGUGUGAUUCGCAAGGACUAUACCUUGAAGUGGUACCACGUUUUCCUCGGACCUCUCCUCUUCUCCCGCCAAGCUCCUUCCGAUGCCGAGUUUGCUCAUGUCCCCAACUACGCUGUCAUGGACCACGAUGACCACACCGAUGUCAAGGCCAAGUCCUCCGCUCCUCCCAGUAUUGAGAUGACCGGCAAGGGCGGUGACUCUGAGGUCGUCACUGGUGAGCUUCGUCGUAGAUCUAUCCAUCGCAGGAACAGCAUCACCAACGAGAAUCCCAGAGAAGCCUAUGCUCGUAUGCUCAAGGAAGCUCGUGAAAAGCACCAUGCCGACCUUCGUCAAGAACGCGGUCCUCUCGGUUGGGCUAUGCGCACCAUCCACGAGAACCAGCUCGGUGCCGGUUCCAUUUACGAAAUCCACAACAUGAAGGCUGUUCUCAAGUGUAUCCCUGCUGGCAUUGUUGUCGCAUUGAUGUACGGUAUCUACUACGAUAUCCACAAGGCUCAAGUCGGUAUUCUUGGAACUCCUGAAGGAAGACGUAUGGCUCGUGUGUACGCCCACGCUCCCCGCUACGCUAACGAGGUUGAGUACCUUUACUCCUUCGUUCAAGUUAUCACUGCCUGCACUGCUUCAUUCGCUCAUGGUGCCAACGAUGUCGGUAACGCUGUCGGUGUUUGGGCUGCCAUGUACGCUGCCUGGUCCACCGGUAACGCUGCCAAAGCCAAGGAGCCUGUUCCUCUUUGGCAAAUCGCUGUCAUUGCGCUGACCAUUUGUAUUGGUUUCAUCACCUAUGGUUACAACAUUAUGAAGGUCAUGGGAAACAAGAUUACCUACCACUCACCUUCUCGUGGAUCUUCCAUGGAGAUGGGUGCCGCAAUUACCAUCUUGAUCUUCUCACAGUACAAGCUACCAGUCUCGACAUCCAUGUGCAUCACUGGAGCUACGGUCGGAGUCGGGCUUUGCAACGGAAGCUUCAAGGCAGUCAACUGGCAACGUGUGGGUCUUCUGUUCAUCUCAUGGGUAGCCACAAUUCCCAUCGCUGCAUUGAUCGGUGGUGGUAUCAUGGCCUUGACGCUCAAUACUCCCAGUUUCUAA
Messenger RNA from Aureobasidium pullulans EXF-150, 1824 nucleotides. Its product is annotated as phosphate-repressible phosphate permease. The transcript is spliced from 7 exons. Gene Ontology annotation, biological process: phosphate ion transmembrane transport. The record is from RefSeq and is a predicted model, not a curated record. Gene Ontology annotation, cellular component: membrane. Lineage: Eukaryota; Fungi; Ascomycota; Dothideomycetes; Dothideales; Saccotheciaceae. Bases 1 to 1824 code for a protein of 607 amino acids.